AUGGCUGAAUUUCCGGUGACCUUGCAUUCACUGAAAUUUGACAACAUGCUGAGAGAGGAAAAUACAGACUCACAAAACAAGGAUCCGGCUUUCUCUAUACCAGCGACAGAAAACAGAGCAGGGGUCCAAGUUCUACAAUCUCAUGCACAAUUGCCUGUAGCCUCGACUUCAGCCUCAGCCUCAGAACCUGAAGGGAUGUGUGCACAAGUCAUGACACCCUCAGCCUUCGACACUAUGCAUGAACCUCAGAUGGGUGCAUCAAAUCCUGGAGCACCGUCCUCACCUCUAACACUGUCCUUGGACUCUGGAACCCUGUCCCCGCUGCUGAUGCCAGGCUCAGAUUCUGAGGCAUUGUCCCCAUUGUUAAUGUCAGUCUCAGACUCUGGAGGGCUUUCUCCAUUUCUGUCCACUUCCGACUAUGGGUUAAUGUCCCCAGGGACGGCUCCUGACUAUGGGAUGAUGCCCACAGCAGUCAUGGCAGCACCAGAUUCUGGAGAGAUGUCAACACUGACCAUGUCAACCUCAUCCUCUGAUGUGAUGGCUACACCUGAAAUGAGCACUCCAUACUUGGGAGAAAUGAGCACUCCAUCUUUGGGAGCAGUUUCCACUCCAUUAAUGCAAACCCUAGAUCCUAGAGAGAUAUCACCACUGCUUGUGCCAGAUAGAAACCCUGCAGAAACAUCUGCACAGCCAGUGACAGGCCCAGACACUGAAGCAAUGUCUCCUUUACAGAUUACAGAUGAAGACACUGAAGCAAUGUCUAAAGUCCUAAUGACUGCUCUUGCUUCUGGUGAGUUAUCAUCCUUGUUCACAUCAGGUACAGAUUCUGAAAUGAUAUCAUCACUGAUAAUGUCAGCCUUGACUUCAGAAUCAAUGGCAGCCCAGUUUAGGAGAAUCCAAGACUCUGGGGGAAUGGCCACACCAGUGAUGCCAGAGUCAGGCUCUGGAAUGAUGGCUUCAUUGCUACCGCCAGUUUCAGGCUCAGGACCAAUGUCCGCACCACUACUGACAGCCCCAGAUGCUGGAGAAAUGUCCAUGUUACUAAAGCCAGCCCCAGACUCCAAAACUGUAUCCCCAUUGCUGUUGACAUCUAUUGACUCUGGAGGGAUGCCAGCCCAGCUAAUGCAGGGCCCAGGUUCUGAAGUGAUGCUAACACACCUAGACUCUGAAGUCAUGUCUACUAAGCCAAUGAGAACAACAGCUUCUGGAGUGAUGUCCACACAUCCCAUGAGAGCUUCAGACUCCACAGUCAUGUGCACUCCACCCAUGAGAGACACAAGCUCUGGAAAUAUGUCUACAUUGCCAAAGGUAGUCCCAGCCGCUGAAGUCAUGUCCACCCCACUGAUGACAGCCACAACCUCUGGAGCAAUGUCCACUGAGAAAAUGCCAGCUACAGCCUCUCGAGUGAAGUCCACACAGUCAUCAAUGACCAAAAUCCCUGGAUCCAUGUCCACAGGGUUUCUGAAUGCUUCGGCUGGUGGAAUAAUGUCCACACAGCAGACAAGAGCUUCAGUCUCUGGACUGAUGAUCACACCAUUGAUGACAGUUACAGCCCCUGAAAUGAUGGCCAUGCCACAAUUUACAGCCUCAGCCUCAGGAUCAAUGUCUACACUGCAAAUGAGGACCCAGGAUUCUGGGGCAAAGUCCAUGUCGCAGAUGCAGAUGAGAGCCACAGCCUCAGGAAUGAUGCCUGCACCACAAAUGCUAGCCAUACCUCCAGGCGCAAUGUCCAUUCCACUAAAGCCAGCCAAAGCCUUGGGGUCAAUGUCUACACAGUUGACAAGAGACACCAGUGUGGGAGUGAUGGCUCUGCCACAAACGAGCGUGAUGGCCUCUGAAGCAUUGUCCAAGCCACUAAUGACAUCCAAAGUCUCUGGAACAAUGUUCCCACAGCAAAUGGCACUUACAACUUCGGGCGAGGUAUCGGCAACACUUAUGGGAAACAUAGCUUCUGGAGAAGAAAUGAUCAUGCCACAAAUGACAGCCGGCUCUGGAGGGAUGACCAGGUUGCUAGUGAGAGCUCCAGGCUUGGGAAUGAUUCCAGCCCCACAAAUGACACCCACAGCCUCCAGAGAGAUGUCUAUGCCACCGAGAGCCCCAGCCUCUAAAGCAAAGCCCAAGUCAAGAGUAAGAUCCACAGCCUCUAGAAAGGGAUCUAAUCAACCGAAGAAGACCCAGCACUCUGCAGGGAUGUCGACAUCACCCAAGAGAUCCACAGGAGGCCGAAAGAGGUCCACACUGCAGCCACAAACCCCAGCCUCUGAAGUCAUGUCUGCUCCCCAAAUGCCCAUCUCAGCCUCUGGAAAGAUGUCCAUGCCACUGUUAAGGGCUUCAGCUUCUGGAGAAAUAUAUAGAGUGGGGCAAGUCCCUGCUUAUGGAGUGAUGCCCACUCCACAAAUGCCUUCUCCAGCCUCUGGAAUGAUGCCCAUGACACAAAUAAGAAUGCCAGUCUCUGAAGUGAUAUCCACUCCACUAGUGAGACCCAUAACUUCUAGAGCCAUGCCUUUACCUCAGAUGAUACCCACAGCCCCGGGGGGAAAGUCCGAGAUGCUGAUGAGACCCUCAGGCUCUGGAGCAAUGUCCACACCAGAAGUGAUGCCUACAGCUUCUGCAGGGAUGUGUGCAGAUUUCAUGAGUGCUUCAGCCUCUAGGAGGAUGUCUGUGUCACAGGCAACAGCCAUGGCCUCUGUAGGGAUGUCCAUGCCACUAAUGAGAGAGAUGGAUUCUGGAGCAAUGCCUAUGUCAUUGAUGCCAUCCAUGGCUUCUGGAGAGAUGUGUAUGCCAAGAAAGAGGACCCCAAUCCUAGGAGCAGCAUCCACACUGCAAACAAGAACUCCAAGCUCUGUAUCUCCAUCAACAGUACAAAUUACAGCCUCUGGUGUGAUGUCCACAUUGGCAAAGAGAGCUUCGUCUUCUGCAACAAUGUCAGAUCCAAACCCGAGAGAUUCUUCAUUUUCUGGAAAAAUGUCCAUGUUGGCCAUGAGGGCCACAGCCUCUGAAGGGAUGUCUGAGCCCCGAAAGGCAACCCUGCCUUCUGGAGGGCUGUCAAGGCCAUUAAUAAGAGCUCCAGCCUCUGGAGCAGGGUUCACCCCACAAAUGAAAGUUACAGCUUCUGUAAUGAUGCCCAGUACAGAAACCCAAACUGCAGAUGCUGGGAAGACAGCAGCAGCCUCUGGGUCAAAGUCCAUGCCACCAAAGACAGUGACAAACCCUGAAAUGAGGAGUCUACCUCCACAAGAAGUCCAAUCCUUUGGAAUGUUAACCCCAGCCCUCUGCUACCUCUUAGAACAGCAGGAAGCGGCCCGGGCUUCAUGCCCUGCAGAAGAAGAAACGGAGAUUGACGAGGAGAAGCAGAUGAAGAUUUUCUUGAACGAUCCCAAGAAAAUGGCUUUUCUGGUGUCACUUCAUUUGGGAGCAGCAGAACGGUGGUCCAUCUUAAAAAUGGAGGUAGGGAAAUCCCUUUCAGCUGAAAAUCGAUCUUUCCUGACCAGAUCAAAGGGUUUAUAUGACUCCUUGUCUGAGGUAGACAUCCUCAGUGCUGUUCUUUGCCAUCCCAAGCAAGGCAAGAAGUCAGUCAGGCAGUAUGCCACCGACUUCCUUCUGCUGGCUCGACAUUUGUCUUGGUCUGAUUCCAUUCUGCAGACCAGGUUUCUGGAAGGGCUCUCCGAAUCUGUUGCCACCAGAAUGGGCCAGAACUUCCUGAAGGUGGCCGGCAGCCUAAAGGAGCUGAUAGACAGGUCUCUUUACACUGAGUGCCAGCUGGCUGAAGAGAAGGCUUCCCCAGGCAACUCAAGCCAGAAUCUGCCAUCAGCCUGUAAGCGGAGUAAUGAAGAGGCAAUGGAGAGUGAACUAAGUUCCCAACAACAGACUGAGGAGCACCAGCAUGUUUCCAAACGCCGUUACUACCUGAAGGAGCAUGGAGACCCUCAAGAAAGUCUUCACGACCACCUUCGACACAGCACAAGCCAUCAGAAGGGCCCUACUUACAAGUGA
Messenger RNA from Elephantulus edwardii (Cape elephant shrew), 3993 nucleotides. RefSeq names its product retrotransposon gag domain containing 1 (gene RTL9). The transcript has 2 exons. NCBI's taxonomy places the organism in Eukaryota, Metazoa, Chordata, Mammalia, Macroscelidea, Macroscelididae. The record is from RefSeq and is a predicted model, not a curated record. The coding region runs from base 1 to 3993 and encodes 1330 amino acids.